AUGGCGCUGUACAACCAGACAUUGGAUUUCUUGACCGACUCCUGGACGAAUCAGCGAACACAUCUCCCAUUACUAGCUGUAACAGGGGCUUCAUUCACCUUUGGACUUCUGCUUCGAUCGCUUUUGAGUGGUGCGGCACCUGAUGUAAAGGUGUUGCCUUCACCCCGCGAAAGACUCCUUCAGGGGCUGACGGAGGAAAAGAAUCGUGAACUACCUCUUCCCUUGGAUGCUUUGCCCGGUGCGCGCGAUGUCGCCUCCCCAUAUGGUUCAAUCAGGGUAUAUGAAUGGGGUCGGGAAGAUGGCCCUAAGGUGUUACUCGUACACGGUAUCACCACGCCAUGUAUCGCACUAGGCGGGUUGGCCCAUGCACUGGUUGACCGGGGUUGCCGUGUUAUGCUUUUCGACCUGUUUGGUCGUGGGUACUCCGAUUGCCCGGCCGAUCUCCCCCAAGAUAGUCGGCUGUUCGCGACACAGAUCAUGCUGGCUUUAGUCUCAUCGCCCAUCUCUUGGACUGGCGCCCAGUCCGGCAAAUUUAGCCUCGUCGGUUACUCUCUGGGAGGUGGUAUUUCUGCUGCGUUUGCGUCUUACUUCCCUCAGCUCCUAUCGGCGUUGUUUCUCCUCGCUCCGGCCGGCCUAAUACGCGAGUCGCAGAUAACCUUCCAGAGCCGUCUUCUCUACACUGCAGGCAUUAUACCCGACAGCAUCCUGGGUUAUAUUGCAGGCCGUCGCCUAGAAGCCGGUCCCUUGAUGAAGCCUAAGCCCAAGAACGAGAAGAUUAGCGCGUCAGCUGCACUAUCCGAAGAAUUUCCAUCACAAAAUGGAGCAGACGUUCAGAUUCUCUCGAGGGAAUACCCUGAUAUCAAUUCCAUAUCUACUGUUACGUGGCAGGUGAAGAAUCACCCUGGAUUUGUGCAUGCUUUUAUGUCCAGCAUGCGUCAUGGUCCCCUCCUGGCAGAACGUCAAUCGAGUACAUGGGCCCAACUGGGAGAAUAUCUUAGUGCACAGAGCCUCUCGCCAGAUAACAAAACCGAAAAAGUGCCAGGUCUACCUGCUGACAAGGUUCAUAUUCUAUGUGGCAAUAACGAUGCCAUAAUCAUCAAGGACGAGCUCGUCUCAGAUGCCACAGCUGUUCUUGGCGGUAAUGCGGUUUUCAAGUUCUUUGAAGCUGGCCACGAAUUCCCCAGCACCAAGUAUGAAGAUAUCGCGCAAUAUAUCUUCAAAUUUAUAUGA
Messenger RNA from Penicillium taxi, 1230 nucleotides. RefSeq names its product alpha/beta hydrolase. The transcript has 2 exons. Gene Ontology annotation, cellular component: endoplasmic reticulum. The coding region runs from base 1 to 1230 and encodes 409 amino acids. Gene Ontology annotation, biological process: regulation of lipid storage. Lineage: Eukaryota; Fungi; Ascomycota; Eurotiomycetes; Eurotiales; Aspergillaceae. The record is from RefSeq and is a predicted model, not a curated record.